CAUCCGCAUGACUCUUGUGUUUGUAUUAAUGGGUGUUUAAACGGCAUCUGUACGCACUGCAAGACGGCCUGGCUUGCAUGUCUAGUGCCUGUCCCCCACCACAGGAGGGUAAGUUAGGAGAACACAGCCGCUUCUUUUCUCUCUCUCUCGGGCGUUCAAAACGGAGCCACCAGCAGCGUUCGCGCAACAAUGAGCUCGGAACAGCCGAGCGACAAUGAGGAGCCCGAAGAGCCGCGCUCCACCAUCGUCCGCGAGUUGGACCCUGAGAGGCAGAAAAGCGAUGAGGACAGGGGCUCCACGAGACCACCAUCUCCGCCAGCGGGCAACGAGAGUGCCGGUGUGUCGGGCAGCUCCAGGCUCGAGUUGGCUGGAGACGGCGGGACGAGCUCGAGGUGCAGGGGCUCGAGCGCGGGUGACUCUCUGUUCUCGUGGAUCUGCAAUAGGACAAUCCGCAGGGGGCCGCUCGUAGACCCUGCUCGAGAUCAUUACCGUACCAUGACACGGCUUUACUCGUCCAUGAGUCCGGCUGCGGAUUCGGUCAACCUCAGUACACAAACACACGGUGCUGUCUUUAACUUGGAGUACUCUCCGGACGGGUCAGUUUUGACGGUUGCUUGUGAGCAGACAGAGGUGCUUUUGUUCGACCCUGUUUCCUCCAGACAUAUCAAAACACUGGUGGAGGCUCAUGAGGAUUGUGUAAACAACAUAAGGUUUCUUGACAACCGACUGUUUGCGACCUGCUCCGACGACACCACUAUUGCAUUGUGGGACUUGCGGAAUCUCAACUCGAAGGUGUGCUCAUUGCAUGGCCACGCCAGCUGGGUCAAGAACAUAGAGUAUGACACGCACACACGUCUGCUUGUCACAUCUGGAUUUGAUGGAAAUGUCAUCACCUGGGAUACCAACAGGUUCACAGAAGAAGGCUGCCCCCACAAGAAGUUCUUCCACACACGAUAUCUAAUGCGGAUGCGUUUGACUCCAGACUGCAGUAAGAUGUUGAUCUCCACAUCCUCUGGUUACCUGCUCAUCUUACAUGACCUUGACCUCACCCAGAGCCUUGAGGUUGGCAGCUACCGCAUCCUACGAGCCCGCAGAGCUUCACUCAGCACAGAAGGUUCAUCAGCAGGCUCCAGGUCAGGAGGUUCUCGUCAUACCAUUGACAGCAAAGCCCAUCCCCACAGAGAAGGGUUGUCACCCAGAAACAGUCUUGAGGUUUUAACCCCAGAGAUCCCAGGUGAGCGGGACCGUGGAAACUGCAUCACCUCCUUGCAACUGCAUCCUAAAGGCUGGGCCACACUGCUGCGCUGCUCCAGCAACAUGGAUGACCAGGAGUGGACUUGUGUGUACGAGUUUCAAGAGGGAGCCCCACCUCGACCCCCAGUGUCUCCUCGCUGCUCUCUGCGUCUCACGCACUACAUUGAGGAGGCCAACGUUGGUCGUGGCUACAUUAAGGAGUUGUGCUUCAGCCCUGACGGACGGCUCAUUUGCUCACCGUACGGUUACGGUGUACGCUUGCUGGCCUUCGAUGAGCACUGUGCAGAGCUGACAGACUGUAUGCCUGUAAGGACGGCUCUGCUGCGGGAGGUCCGCUCCAUCUACUCUCACAGCGACGUGGUGCUCACCACAAAGUUCUCACCCACUCACUGUCAGUUCGCAUCAGGCUGCCUCAGUGGACGUGUCGCUUUGUAUCAACCACACUUUUAACCAUAAACGCACACAAAUUCAUUAGAAUUUAAGUUGAUUACUAAACUAUAUCUUGGACUUUGUAGCUGUUGCAAGUAGGAGAGGCAUUUGAUUGGUCACACAAAUGUUGAUGGUGCAUAAUGGGAGAAGGAAACUACUGGAUAGUUCAUCCAAAAAUGAAAAUUCUCAUCAUUUACUCACCCUCAUGCUUUCUUCUGCAGAACACAAUGAAGAUGUUUAGAAGAAUAUUUCAGCUCUGUACGUCCUCAAGUGAAUGGUGGCCAAAACUUUGAAGCUAAAAAAAAGCAAAGAUUUAUACAAAAAGGUCUUAAAUAUUAGAUAUUAAAUAUUUGUUUCUCACCCACACCUAUCAUAUUGUUUCUGAAUAUAUGGAUUAAAACACUGGAGUCAUAUGGAUUACUUAUAUGAUGACUUUGUGCUUUUUGGACCUUGUGAGAUCUGAUCAUCAUUCACUUGCUUUGUAUGGACCUACAGAGCAUACACAUCUGGGAUAUCAUGAGAGUGAGUAAAUGAUGAGAGAAUUCAUUUUGGGGUGAACUAUCCCUUAAGCAGUGUAUGUGAUUUUCUGUUUUGGUCACGGCAUUGUGUAUGCAUGUGUUUGACCUUGUACAAGUGAGUUUAUCAUUUUUAGAUGUAAUUGUUUUUUACACUGUGUAAACCGUUCGAACGUAUUAAUGUGCAGUAAAGAAAGACAAAAACAUUUGUUUUUCCUCACAGUGAAGGAGGUUGAAAGUGGGCGGUCACAAAUGUGAGCAUUACACUAACCAGGUACAACACGAUAAAGUGGCAAGUGCUAAAAGUUUGUUCUGUAUAAAUCUUGUUCUGACCUAACCUAACUUACUGUAUACUGUGUAGCCCCGCCCACUGAAAAAAAUCUCAAAACAGGUGAAGAAUUGACAGUAUUUUUGAUUGCUUUUACUGUUCUGUGUAGCCCUGCCCACUGAGAAAUCUCAUUGUCCCAAAAUCCCACUUCACAUAACUAUAUUAAUUGUCAGUUAUCUUUCAGUGUGUACAAAUUGCUUGUCGCUGGAAACUUGAUGCAUCACACCUGGUUAGGCCACGUUGCUAAAGGAUUGUCAAAUGCAUUACAUGUUCACUCAUCCAUGCAGCAAUGCUGUAAACCUUAAGCCAAUCAUUUUCAUGUAUGACUCGCCUGAAUGUAAGUUGGUAAUUUUGUCCAUGGUGGCAAUUUUUUGCAUUUUGCCAAACAUUUUAGUCAUUGCAAUGCCACAUUUGUUUUCAGAAACAUAUUUUCUGAAAGUAAGUUGCAUUUUUCUUACUAAUUGUUUGUUUUUUUACUUUUGGUGGACUGCUUGUCCUUAACACUAACUGAGGUAUGAUUUGUAGAUUGUCAAUGCAGUAUGUACCAUGUGUGAGUGAGUGUUAGUAUGAACACCAUUACUGUUGACUGAAUGGUCUGGAAUUAUUUUGUAUUGCAUACACUCCUGGAACCUACAUGGACAAUCAAUGGUCAAGGGUUCAUCCCGAAAUGUUCUGACGCUCAUGACAAUGGGAUAUUGCCGUUUUGAUGCAGGUUUAACUAUUGAAUGAGUGUUUUAUAUUGUAGGAUACCUUGAAUUUAGCGUUCUCAGAAUAAAGAAAAUGGAAAUCUGGGUGUUGAGCGUUUCUGGAACUAUACCAGAUGCUCCUGCUUACAAGUUGCUAAAUAGUGACCAUGCUCCAAGAUUAAAAUAGUAAAAAGCAGAGUAACAGCGAAUGUUACCUUUACUACAUCCAUGAUUCUCAUACUUUACUCAUGUUAACAUUACUAAGGAAGCAGUGAUAAAGAUAAAUAAAGGAACUUUUUCACAAGCCAGUGUAAGUUCUGUUUGACAUAGGCAAGAUUUGUGUUGUAAACAAAAGAGAUGUUUGGAAUUUGUUAAAGUAAAAAUUAGACAACAUGUAUUGGCAUACUUUGGGCAGCUAGAGUGCACUAAAUGAACACUGGUAUGUAGCCCAGAUCAAGCAGGACAGGGAUGUAAAACUAAUUUUAGGUCAAGGCUGGCAAGUCUGUCGCCUCUUGUGGGCUGAAAUUUGUAUUUAUUAAACCAUGGUGUGCAAGAUCAACACAGUCUUCUGAAAAUAAAAAAGUC
Molecule: messenger RNA, 3797 nt
Organism: Xyrauchen texanus (razorback sucker)
Lineage: Eukaryota; Metazoa; Chordata; Actinopteri; Cypriniformes; Catostomidae
Gene: wdr32
Product: WD repeat domain 32
Exons: 7
Coding region: 190-1704 (504 amino acids)
Cellular component (GO): Cul4-RING E3 ubiquitin ligase complex
Molecular function (GO): protein binding
Source: RefSeq, a predicted model, not a curated record